GCCCUUACUGCUUUUUACAAUUAUUAUUUGUGCAAAUUCUUAAAAUCCGUGUUGCGGGAGGAGGGGAAAAAGCAGAGCAUGGAUUUCUGUCGCUUAUUUCCCCGCAGAUAGAGGGAGUUGAGCACUUGCGUGCACCGGCUUUCGCGCGCGUGCGCUGUGCUCGCAGAUCCGCGCACCUGUAUAGACAAUGCCGACCGGCCGCGAAAGGCCGCCAAAAAUAAAACAAAAAACCUGAGAUAUUUGCUUGUAAAGAGCCUUUUUAAUAACCCCAUAGCGCAUCCCACCUCCUCUCGGCCAUCCUGUUCCAAAAUUCAAAUCUGCAGAUGUCUUUUUCAAAUUUUGUAUCCUUGCUCAGCGUUGAACACCCUACCCCUGCCGUCCUACUACUGCCCAGGGCAUGCAACGCGUCGCAAGAACACAUCUGCAACUAAUCAUCGUCCCUUAUGCCUUCCCUCGUAUCGCUUCGCCUUUUGCCUACUACUCCAUGCUUGGCCGCCUAAACGCCUCACUGCGCCUACCUUCAUUUUUCAACUCUCCACGUAUCUUUCACAUUUCGAACCCGACGUGCAUCCUAUAAUCUGUAACCGAAAGCUAUUCCGAACGUGAAACCAUUCCGGAAAAAUGUCCUUGCUUUAUGCUAUGAACCUAUGAACCUAAAUAUCAAAACCAAUUACCAUGGAUGGAUUCAUCUCAUUAAACAUCCCCUAACAAGGGUUGGGGACGAGUUACAUCGCCCCCCACUAUUGAAAUUAUCACCAUCAUCAUCAUCACGAUCAUCAUCACCAUCAUGAAAAACGUACGUGCUGUACGGACCAGUUGUACCAUUAUCAUCUGCCCUCUGUGUCUCCCGCCCCAGUCGGAGGAUAUUGCAGCUCCGGAUAUUUUCAGCCCUCCGCGCCCUCGCAAGGGGAUAUGAAAUGAAGGGGAUUUAUAGAUUUGGCCCCAUCUCACCCUUUCGGAAAACACGCCAGAGAGCUCAGGGGUCUGUAUGUAUGUAUGUGUGUCCAGGUGGGGUAGGGGGUAAGAAAGGAGACCAUUUGCAAUCCCCCGUACGGUCGACCCAUGCGCAUGUAUGGGUGCGUUUGUUGGUUUGUAGUGUCGACCUUCAAAAUGAAUCUUGGUCCUUAGCCCACUCCCCUGUGCCAGUUAGUAACGGGAGCCGACCAACCCCGAAUUCAAAAAACCACAAGGCGCUUGCGAUGACAGCAGCCUCCCGCUCUCGUGGCGCGACCUGUAUGGGCGUAUGUAUGUAUGUAUGUACGUACGUACAGGCAUAGAUACAAGUAUGCGUACAAACCGUACAAUCCUUCUCCAUCGCUGUCCCUGGGAAGCGGAGCCUCACGCUCUCUGGGGCGUCUUUCCCCUAAAAUUGAAAACCGACAAAAUCCGCCUUAACGACCAUCUCGACACCAUACACCCACAAAUGCAACCAAAACUAAAAACUGAAAACCGCGACAACCACCCGGAUGCAGCACACACGCACCAUCCGGCCAUCCAUAACGUUGGAAGUAAAAAGAUACGGAAGAAAAGCGAUGCACGAUACAAACACUACUGCUGCGGUACAUAUAUCGCCUUGAAGUGCCUUCCGCAGUGCUGUACAGCAGAGAGGUGCGAGGGUUUUCGCCGUACCACCGGCAUAAAGCAAAUGAAGCGCGUGUUACGUAGCACUCAGCGCUUGCUGUGA
Messenger RNA from Volvox carteri f. nagariensis, 1684 nucleotides. RefSeq lists its product as uncharacterized. The coding region runs from base 1244 to 1684 and encodes 146 amino acids. The transcript has 5 exons. The record is from RefSeq and is a predicted model, not a curated record. Lineage: Eukaryota; Viridiplantae; Chlorophyta; Chlorophyceae; Chlamydomonadales; Volvocaceae.